AUGUCUUACUACGAGCCUCAAUCACCUGCCUCCUGGCAGCAGAACCCUCGUCCCGGCUGGGACCCCCGCUCGGGCCCGUCCACUCCUUCGCAUGCUACAGCAUACUCGAAGGACAUCCAAGGGCCGUCGGCCGACCUCACUACUCGGUUCACCGCUCAGAUGAAGCCCGAGGAUCCAUCCGCUUUCGGAUCUCAGCUUGAUGAGGUUGACCGUGCUGUUGACAACCUCGUCAAGAGUGGUAAGAUGUUCAAUCCUCCGCGUCGGGACUCGAUGCCGAUGAUGCCCGGGGCUGUCCCUCGAUUCCCCGUCGAGCAGCAUGACCAGCGAGUCCUUGGGCAGAUGCCGGUCCGUCACUAUUCUGUUCCGGACUUUGAAGCAAUCAGAUCGCCCUCUGCUGCUAAUCUGCAGAACUUCUAUGCGACCCAGCGGUUCCAACCCCGUCCGGCGGUGCCCCAGCAGCCUCAAGCGGCGGAGCCCGAGCCCAUCGUGCAGGCUAAGAGGAGGGCCGCGGCUCAGCGCGAGCGCGAACUGCGCAACUACCAUCAGGAGCAGCAGUAUAACAGGAGUGCGUCUUCCAAUCCUGUGCUCGUUAAACGGGACCCCGCUCAUACCGGUCCUCUAGCUGUCUUGGCCGAGAUCAAUUCUUUCGGUAAGGACCGCGUCAUGAGCCCUGGGGCCAUGAGCGAGGAAGAUCGUCGUGAUCUUAUCGCUCGUCAACAUCGUGCUCUUUACAGUGCUCAUUCUGAGGGCGCCCAUUCAGAGGACGGCAACAACCACCUAGACGACGGUUCUCGCAACCUGAACCUCAACUCGAACGGGGCCUCGGCACCCGCCUCCAAUGCUGGUGGAACUCGUGGUCCGUCUCCUCUGCUCACCUUUUACCCCUUCGGUCCCCAGAAUGGUCGGGAUGGCAACGUUGAUGCUACUGCAGUUCACACGCCUGCCUCGGAGCAUCCUCCCAACGGGAGUCAGAGUGCUGGUGCCGUUUCUCCCAACCACGCUCGCGCGAACAGUGGUUCGCCAUCCAUGCAGGGCAGUUUCAGCUUAUCCGCCAAUGCAUACGCAGGUGUCCAGGGCUUCUCGAACCGUACGAGCGCGUCCUCCCCAGGUGGCUCGCCACCACGAUCUCAGCGGGGAUCCGUGGCUCCGGGUUCGUCCUCGGUAGCCCCGAUCGGCACCCGUCCGUCGUCCCAGGCGCAGAACCAGGCCCUCAACAACGCCAAGCGUUCGACCACCCCUCUCGCGUCUCCUCUCAGCUACGGCUUUGGCGCCUCUGAGUCGGACCCGUUCAACAACCUCCCGAAAGAGAGGUCUUCCUCGGCCGCGUCCAGCGAGCAGCACACCAACAACAACACCAACGCUCAGGGCAACGACGGCCUGGGCUGGAGUAAAGUGUGGGGACCUGGUAGCAAGGGUCUCAACAACGUCGCCAGCGUUUGGGGUUAA
Messenger RNA from Tricharina praecox, 1446 nucleotides. RefSeq lists its product as uncharacterized. The record is from RefSeq and is a predicted model, not a curated record. Lineage: Eukaryota; Fungi; Ascomycota; Pezizomycetes; Pezizales; Pyronemataceae. The coding region runs from base 1 to 1446 and encodes 481 amino acids. The transcript has 3 exons.